CAAGCUCAAAGUUUCUCAUCAAUUCUUUGACUUUCCUUUGAUAAUUCUACCAUAGUUUUCCAUAUCAUUUCAAGAUGCAUUCCAGCAACAUCAUCAUUCUCCUUGCCAGCGCCGUAGCUGCGCAAUCCCAAUCCCAAUCCCAAUCUCAGUCCCAGUCUCAGAAUGCCACCGUAGUCACCUUGCUCGACCUUCGCCUUUGGCAGAACGGACUGGACCAGACUCUUACUAUAAAGGGUUCUGAAGGUGAUAAGACCACCUACGAAAACUCCUGCACUGGACAGGCAGGAUUGGAGUCACUCCUCUCAAGUGCGAAAGCGACAGAGAGUGGCUCAUCGAGCGCCGCACCAAGCACCUUGGUGUCUUCAACGUCGACCAGCGGCAUUGCAAUCCGAACAACACCUACCGUUGAUGUACCACCGACCAGUGGUGUCCCCGACAUCGAACUGACUCCGAUCCCCGCACCCACCAGGGCUGCACGUCUCCGCCGGGACGAUGAGGAUGAACUACCCAAGAUUCCCGCCUGCGAGCCCUAUUCCAUCGUUCAGGGUCCAAGCACAUGGGAAUACCACUUGACCGACCCCAAGCCCGAUCUAUGGAAGGUGGAUGGUGACUGUAAAUGGACCGGCGAGCUCAAGACUGCCGACAUCACUUGCACUAUUCUUCAGUCGGCCAACUCGAAGGAAUUCGGUGAGGGAGUCUGGGGCACUGAGACCUCUACUCAGACCGUCAUGAAGGCCAGCAUGGUCUCUAUGCGUGAGGCUCUCUCUGCUGUUACUGCUGUGCCUGCCUCAACCACUGCUGCUGCAAGCUCGUCUUCUUCUACUGGUGCUGCUGCUCAUAUGGCUCUUCCUACUGGUGCUGUCGCGAUGGUCGGUGGUGCUGCUGGUAUCCUUGCCGCUGCUCUUGCUCUUUAA
Molecule: messenger RNA, 914 nt
Organism: Aaosphaeria arxii CBS 175.79
Lineage: Eukaryota; Fungi; Ascomycota; Dothideomycetes; Pleosporales
Exons: 2
Coding region: 75-914 (279 amino acids)
Source: RefSeq, a predicted model, not a curated record